CUGGCAGCUAAUGCCUCACUCUAACUGCCUGGGUUGAUGAUGCCUCUGGGACUGGCAGUGGCACUCGGCGUCCUCCCACAUCUGGAUCGCAGACACUUCCAACCCAGGCUUGCUGGCAGUCCAGUCCUACACGCCAGUGACCCCUCAACAAGGUAACUAUCCAUUCACUGGGCACUUGCUUUGUCACAGCUCUGGGGCUCACUCACAGCACCAUAAGAAAGAAAAAAAGGAUUAAGAGAUACUGAGAUGCAUUUCAAGGAUGCUGAUCGGCUGCAAGAGGAGGAGGAUGGAGCAAGUGUCAAUCAGUUCAGCUUGAACAUCCAUGGUCAGCAUGCUACACAUUGGCAGUGAGACACAGGAGCCAGGCUGGCACCGGCUGCAGGUAAUAAACCAGAGAUAUAUAAAUCCUCUUUGGGGGCUGUUGCUGCUGAAUUUAGAAAGGAAUCCCAGUUAGGGUCUUGUGUUCACCCCCCACUGGCCCAGACCCUGCAAUCAUGUCUGAUGGGCAGCUAGAGCAGGGAUAACCUUGCUUAUGUAGAUACAGGCUGGCUUAGCAUGCUGGGAAAUAUAGUUCAUAUAUAUUCGCAGUUUAGAGGUUACUCACCAUUCAGAUAAGAGACGAGCAGCUGUGAGUACUAAUCUCAGUUAUGCUACAAACCCAUUUACCGAGAACAGGAAAGUAGGGGUUAAAUAAAGGUUAAUAAGAUUGCUUUAUGUUAAAAAAAACAGAACAAGUUUGAAUAUAAUCUUGAAGUAUUGUGCCCAGUGUUAACGCUUAAUCCAAUGCAUACAAUUUAUGGCAGGAGUUUUGCAUGAAAUAUAUUGUGGGUUUUUCUUACAAUGUUUAUUUAGGAAAAUAAGACCUGUAACAGCAGAUGAAACUCAAUAAGCAAGCAUAAUACAUGCAUAGAUAUUCAUGGUAUUCAUUGUCAGCAGUGGAAAGAAUAAUGAACAAAAGGUAGAAGAGGAAAAAGAAAAUGAAUGUGAGUAGAUCGAGUAAAGAUUUGGAAACAACAGGCAAAUCCUUGUGAAGUUUAAUUAGGGGCAAGCCACCAAAAUAGCUGCAGAGCAAAGCGAGGGCCCUCCAAGAUAAUCCACUUAGUGCCAAUGGUGGAGAAAAAAAAGGGGGAGGGAAGGGACAAAAGGGUUAGAUAGAUUUAAUUAGGUUGUCCGGGGUCAUGGGAUUGCACUAGGGAAUGGAAAGAUUCUGAGUAAAGGAACUGAUCCCAUACACCAUAAUGUAGCAGUUUUAUGACCUCUGGAUCUGUCUUUAGUCUCCAUGAAUGUGACCACUUCCACCCUAGAUAUCCAUCAUGGACGGAAAGUUAUUAUGUACAAACCAGAAAGCGGAUCAUUUAAUAUAAUCUAUAAAUAUCUGUGUAACAGGAGAAAUAUAUUCGUGAAAUGGAACUUAAUGUGUAUGUAUAUAGCAGCAUUAUAUAGAUAGAUGCAAUGCAUGUGAAUUUGAAUAUUGAUAAGUGAAAUCAUUUCAGUGAUAAAAUUAUUCAUUAUUGUUUGUAUUUGGCAUACAUAACCUAACAUCAUGCCUAUAUCUAGGUUUAUUAAACAAUUAAAUACACAACAAAUUUGACUGAUGUUCCUCUUAUAAACAUCAAUAUUAUGUAGACACGAAUGGUAGAGACCAUCAAUAUAGCAAUGAUUUAAUAGUGUUACUUUGAAAACAGAGCAAUGCCCUCUCAGCUCAUUCAGCUCCUUUUAUAAGCCAAGCUUAAUUUACACUACUGGGUGCACUGGCUGAGAAUUAUGGGAGUUACACUGACCACAGCAUCUUGAAUAGAAGUAUAUCCUAGCCAUAAGUCCUCCCUAAUACUAAAUACAUUCUCACCCUAAGUCUCUGUAACCCUAAAACCCUCUUAACUCUAAAAGCCCCCUAUCAUUAGCCAAGUGUACCAGUUCUGGAUGCCCAAAAGAUACUCCCCCUUUAAACCUGAUUGUUUCAAAUGCAAAAUUUCCAUUGUAUUUCUAGGUAGUUCGGUGUGGUUUCAUAUUGGGUUACAGUAUGGAUUGGAUCACAGUCAUGUAAACCUCUCAGUGAGGCAUAACUUAACCGAACACAUUUCGAGCACCAUAACCACUAGAGCCAGCUGUAAUUUUAAUGGUACCUUCCCAGAGCAAUAAGUCAUCCAUGUAUGAAGCAUUUGACAAUUUUCCUGGGAUUUGCCUGGGCACCCAACCAAAGCCUACUCUGCAAACGGACAAAGCCAACUCUGCACUAAGCUAAACUCAGGGGGGCCAGGCCUAUGUUUAUUAGCUGAGAGUGUUCAGCUUAGGGCUUACCUCUGUGGACUUCUUGCAGAAGAUUCUGACCACAGGGGCAGCAGUGAUGGGCGCCCAGCAGAAUCCAAUCAAGCUGGCAAAUUAUUCUUAAAUGUUUUGGCUGCUUACUCUGGGUGGGUGGAAAGAAACUCCUUGGAACAUAAACACUACAGCAAGCUGUAGUGGUUAUGGUGCUUGGAGUGUUCCUUUAAAUUACUUGGGCGAACAAGACAAUAGUGUCAAAUGUUUCUAUUUUUAGCUAUUGUCUUUGGUGCUAGAGAGACAGACUAAUUUUUAAUCAUUCUCAUUAUGCUGACCUUUUUGCCUGUGUGUAAGCAGGAAAUCCUUUCAAUCUGAAAGGUUUUUGUCUGAAGUGUUUACUCAGUGCUAUAAAUGAAUUGGUAAUCUUUGUUCCAGCAAUGAUGCAAGCCAUGAAUGGUGAAAAUAAUGGUCCUCUUUACAGCGCGAUACAAAUUACCUUCAAUUUAAUACAAUGCUUUUUGUGAACAGUGGUGUAAAUGGAGUAUUCAUCAUGUCUUCAAAAAGCAGACAUGUUCUUAGAAUUCCAAGAGUUAAAGGACAAAUAAAGUCAUCCAGGUUACUUCACCUUGGAAGGGUUACACAGUCACUAUAGGCACUUCUGCAAUAAAGUUUGAGUAAAACACUGUUAUGUGAUGUUGCAGCCCUCAUAGGAAAGCAUUGAUUCAAUGCUUUCCAAUGGGGAAGCUUGGAGGCACCUGUGACACUUGAACUUACCGCACAUGUGCAUCAGGUACCCAUUGGAUUGGACCUUUGCCGAACAAGUACGAUUUCAGUGGGACAGUCCUAAUUUUCAGAUCCAGCCAUCCUGACUUUGUUCCCUUGUGUCCUGCUUUGGGGGACACCAGGGUACUGUCCCCAAAAAGUGUAGGAUAAGGACAUAAUUAGAUGCACUGGUGCUGCACUCAAGGCACUAGGGUCCUGCAGAAAGCCAUGCUGGCCUACAUGACUGGCAGGCAACCAAACUAGGGUGACCUGUCAGUAAUUUGGGUGGACCGCCCCAACACUGGUGUCCUGCUUCUUGGGAUGCCAAUGUUGGGGGUAUGAAAUUCCAUAAAGUACUAAAUAACUUUUCAUCUAUACAUUUGCUAGCAGUUUGUCUAUUGUAACGUACAGAAGACACACUGCUCUUUAAGGCGAUGCCGAGUCAACUUUAAAGAACAUGCUAGUCACUGAUAUCUAAAUUUUUCACAUUAAAUGUAUGCCUUAAGGCUUGCUUUGCAUCCUGGGAAAAUGUAAUUUUCAAACAUCUGGUGUGCCUGAUUUAGGCAUCCCUGCUCUGGGCACAAGAUGUUUUCCAGCAAUUUAAAUGUACUCAUUCUUGGCAUAUGUAGUACAGAUUGAUUUUCGUCAAUCAAUGUUUAUCCUACCUUUUCAUUCCCCUGCCACUGUUAAAUAUAGUGUGUUGUCAGAGAAGUAGUAAUGAGAGUUAAAGGGACACUAAACUGCCUAAAUACAUAAUAAAUAAAAAUCACUGUUUAGUAGAAAUACCCAAGUUAAAACUUGCAUGCAUUUAAUUGUGCAUUUUGUCAUUGGAGGUAUAUUUAAAAACAACCUGCAAGACCUGAAAUUUUCUUGUCUGAAGCCUUUGCCAGCCCUCUCCUUCUAACCCCGCCCAGGCCUUCUGUGGCUGUCCAAUGACAGACUUCAUAAUGCAGCUCAAUGAGAGGUCUUUGCUAGGCAGGUGCUCUGAGCAAUUGCUACCACUUGAGUUUAGCACCACUGAGCUAACCAAACCAGGAAGUAACAGAUCUGUUUGCUUGAAAGCCAGAGGUGUGUAAACAGGUAAAUACAUAAAAAUGUCAAUUGAUAUUGAAAUCUGCACAUUUUGCAAAAUGUAAAGAAGCGGAUAAAGUCUUCACACAUUAAGCUUUUCAGCAAGCUAGAGUGCAUUAUGGGUCUGGAGUGUCCCUUUAAGCCGUUUACCGUAGAACAGACCUUGCAUACCCAUAAUGACUCAUAAGGGAGUGGUUUGGGCAUGCAUUCUUUCAUUGGACAGUCCUGUUCGCACAAAUUUUUGUCAUGGAAAUCACAGAGUGAGACUGACACUAAUCUCCCAACUUCUCCCUAAUUUCCGCAGUUUUCCCUGGAGUCAGUUUGGAAAUAAGACAUACUUUAGCAGUUAAGUAUUUAUAUAUAUAUUUUUUUUUAUGCAGUGCAUAAUAUCAUUACAUACAAGCUUGGGGUGCCCCAACUGCAAUCCUCAAAUAUAUUGUCAUGCAUAACAGUUGGAGUAUUACUAUAAUAACAACAUAUUCAAGCUAUGAUUCCAUGGCUAGUCGUAAAGGAAAGAUUACACUAAAGUGUCAGCGAAAUAACUACUAAUGAGUAAUCAAAGUAGAAUGUACUGGUAGAAUGUACUGGGGAAGCUAUAGCACAGCUUAGUAAGUACACAAAUGAUUUUCCACUGAGCCAACAUACCUUACCAUGGUACUGGCCUGUUGGAGCUGGGCUUUAAUGUAGUGCCCAGCGGAUUAUAGAAACAAAGGGAUCUGAAAGGGACACAAGGUGUUCUCAAAAUAACUACAUAUGCACAUUCUAAUAGCAUUGUUAGUACUACACUCCAUGAAACUAUUGUAUUUCUCAGAUCAGGUGAGAAAGGAGCUAAACAUAAAUAGAAAAACAGGGCACAGCGUAAAUUAAGUUCCAUGGGCAAGUGUGUGGCUAAUGUUAGGAAGCCCUGCAUAGCCGGCACUGGGCCUUGGAUGGAAAGUCCAGCAUCAGCCAACGCCAAGACAUGGGAACAUGUGAAGGCUGCUAGGAGGCUUAACAAAGCGUCCCUUCAGCCCUGGACCUUUUUGAAGGCCUGGAUCUCUGUACCAUAGACUCGGGGUCUCACAUGACGGUAUAUGCAGCAUUUUAUUGUACAUGCAGCAUAAGAUUCCAAGUCCUUCCCUACUGGGAUAUGGCAAAGUCCCUGGAUGGUCGGUUGCUGCUUGAGGCGUAGGAUCUUCUGCCUCUGUGGAUGAUGCAAUGGGAGGGCAUCCCUGAUGACUCUCAGCAUAGGCUGGUGUAGUGUGGGUGACAUAGCAACUUGUAGGAGGGUUGUGUCCGGAGGGGGAUCAAUUGCCUUGCCACCUCUUCUCCUCCAUCUACUCUCCUGGCCCCCAGGUGCUACCGCCGCUGCUCGGGCCUUUAGUUGCACCCAGAAACAAGUGAUAAUUUCAUCCAGAUGCUUUAGCAUUUGGUCCAGUGUGGCACACCUAUAUAGCAUGCCAGGCUGUUGCUGAGGUUCGUGAAGAGAAGGCGUGUCCGCCAUUUUGCAGGCGGGUGCCAUAGUCUGUGCCAGUGCAGUUUCAGAUGCCUUUGUUCAAUGAGGUGAGUGGGGCCGAUCGGUGGGGACCAGGAUAACCCCUGCCGGUCCAGAGGGGGGGAGAGGUGAUACGCAGGAGUCCCACUUUUGAUAAAGAACCAGGAGAGCGGCCACCACUCUGUGGCUCUGCUUGUUGUAGGCCACAAGCCUCGAUUUGGGUAGCCCGUGUAGGGUACUGCCAGAUACAGCAGCGUCUCGCGGACAAGAUUAGUGAAGGCUGCACUCAAAAUGUGCCCCUAGUCAGUGAAUGCAACCUGAUAUUCACUAGAGGAUACUUCCUGGUUUCUAGCACAGGUUUUCUGUGCUAGAGCGUCGCUGGACGUCCUCACGCUGAGUGAGGACCUCCAGCAUCGCUCAAUUCCCCAUAAGAAAGCAUUGAAAGCAUUUUCAAUGCUUUCCUAUGGAGAGGUCUGAUGUGCACGUGCAGCAUUGCCGCGCAAGCGCAUUAGGUCUCCCCCGCUGGCGGACGCACAUGCGCGAUCGGUCUCCCCCGCCGGAUGAUGUCGGCGAGGGAGAAGCAUGGGCGGACCCAAAACCACCGCCGAGGGACAUCGGCGGUGGUCUCAGGUAAGUCACUGAAGGGGUUUUCACCCCUUCAGCAACAUAGGAUGGGGGGUGGGAGGGAGAGGGGACCUGCAAAAUGCCGCCCCUGGCCAGCCAGGCGUACAUAAUGUAGAUUUUUCACUAAACUGCGAUUUGAGGAUAGUUGACAAGAUAAUUUUUAGCACCUUGUGAAAACAAAAGCUGAGUUGUAGAAUUUUAGAAACAUAGAAACAUAGAAUGUAACGACAGAUAAGAACCAUUCGGCCCAUCUAGUCUGCCCAAUAUUUCAAAGUACUUUUAAUUAGUCCCUGGCCUUAUCUUAAGUCUAGGAUAGCCUUAUGCCUAUCCCACGCAUGCUCAAACUCUCUCACUGUGUUAACCUCUACCACUUCAGCUUGAAGGCUAUUCCAUGCAUCCACUACCCUCUCAGUAAAGUAAUACUUCCUGAAAUUAUUUUUAAACCUUUGCCCCUCUAAUUUAAGACUAUGUCCUCUUGUUGUGGUAGUUCUCCUUCUUUUAAAUAUAGUCUCCUCCUACUCUGUUGAUUCCCUUUAUGUAUUUAAAUGUUUCUAUCAUAUCCCCCCUGUCUCGUCUUUCCUCCUAGCUAUACGUGUUAAGAUCCUUUAACCUUUCCUUGUAAGUUUUAUCCUGCAGUCCAUGAACCAGUUUAGUAGCCCUUCUCUGAACUCUCUCUAAAGUAGUAAUAUCCUUCUGAAGAUACGGUCUCCAGUACUGCGUAUAAUACUCCAAGUGAGGUCUCACCAGUGCUCUGUACAAUGGCAUGAGCACUUCCCUCUUUCUACUGCUACCACCUCUCCCUAUACAACCAAGCAUUCUGCUAGCAUUUCCAGCUGCUCUAUUACAUUGUCAUCUGAAAUAAUUACUCCUAAAUCCCUUUCUUCAGAUGUUGAGGUUAGUAGGGUAUCAAAUAUCCUAUACUCUGCCCUUGGGUUUUUACGUCCAAGGUGCUCUGACCAUUUUUCAAAUUUUUCUAAAUCUUUUGCCAUUUGGCUUAUCCCUCCUGGAACAUCAACCCUGUUGCAAAUUUUAGUAUUGUCAGCAAAAAGACAUACCUUACUAUCAAGACCUUCUGCACUAUCACUAAUAAAAAUAUUAAAGAGAAUGGGUCCAAGUACAGAUCCCUGAGGUACUCCACUGGUAACUAGACCUUGUUUUGAAUAUACUCUGUUGAUUACAACCCUCUGUUGCCUGUCAUUUAGCCACUGCCUAACCCAUUCAACAAUAUUGGAAUCCAAACUUAAAUAUUGCAGUUUAUUGAUGAGCCUUCUAUGUGGAACAGUGUCAAAAGCCUUACUGAAAUCUAGGUAAGCAAUAUCUACUGCACAACCCUGAUCUAUUAUUUUAGUUACCCAAUCAAAAAAAUCAAUAAGAUUAGUUUGGCAUGAUCUCCCUGAAGUAAACCCAUGUUGUCUCUGAUCUUGAAAUCCAUGUGUUUUUAGAUGUUCAACAAUCCUAUCCUUUAACAUGUUUUCCAUUACUUUCCCCACUACUGAAGUAAGGCUUACUGGCCUCUAGUUGCCCGACUCCUCCCUAUUACCUUUCUUGUAAAUGGGCACAACAUUCGCUAACUUCCAAUCUUCUGGGACUACUCCUGUUUACAAUGAUUGGUUAAAUAAAUCUGUUAAUGGUUUUGCUAGUACACCACUAAGCUCUUUUAAUAGCUUUGGGUGUAUUCCAUCAGGUCCCAUUGACUUAUUUGUCUUUACUUUUGACAGUUGAAAUAGAACCUCUUCCUCUGUAAACUCACAUGUAACAAAUGGAUCAUGUGUCCUUUUUCCUAACUGGGGCCCCUUUCCUUCAUUUUCAUCUGUAAAUACUGAACAAAAAUAUUCAUUGAGGCAAUCAGCUAGACCUUUAUCCUCUUCUACAUACAUUUCUUCUUUUGUUUUUAAUCUAACUAAUCCUUGUUUUAAUUUCCUUUUCUCAUUUAUGUAUCUAAAAAAUGUUUUAUCACCCUUUUUUACUGAAUGUGCUAUUUUCUCUUCUGUGCUUUGGAGGCUCUUAUGACUUGCUUAGCCUCUUUCUGUCUAAUCUUAUAGAUCUGUCUGUCUACCUCACUCUGGGUUUUUUUAUAAUUACUAAAUGCUAACUUUUUGUUUUUUUUUACUAUUUUGGCCACAUCUGAGGAGUACCACAGUGGUUUCUUACAUUUUUUGCUUUUACUGACAAGCCUAAUGCAAUUUUCUGUUGCCUUCAGCAGUGCAACUUUUAAAUAAUCCUAUUUCUCCUGGACUCCAUUUCAACUGCUCCAGUCUGACAAGGACUCCUUUACGCAUAUUCUAAUUUUAGAAAAGUCAGUUUUUCUAAAGUCUAAAACUUUUGUUUUUGUGUGGUAUGACUCAGUCACUGUUCUUAUAUUAAACCACACUGACUGAUGAUCACUGGAUCCUAAACGUUCACCUACAGUAAUAUCUGAUACCAAAUCUCCAUUUGUAAACACUAAAUCUAGUAUGGCCUCCUUACGAGUUGGUUCCUCAACGAGUUGUUUUAGAGACAAUCCCAGAAUGGAGUUUAGAAUAUGUGUGCUCCUGGCAAAAGCAGCUAUUUUGGAUUUCCAGUUAACAUCAGGAAGAUUAAAGUCACCCAUGAUGAUAACUUCCCCUUCAUUGUCAUUUUAGCUAUUUCCUCAGCUAGUAGAUUAUCUAACUCUUCUAUUUGUCCUGGGGGCCUGUAAAUCACACCUACACGAGUUACUGUGUGAUUUCCAAAUUCUAACGUAACCCAAACGGACUCUAUGUUUGCCUCACUAACUUUUAUUAGGCUAGAUUUUAUGCUAUCCUUCACAUACAGGACCACCCCUCCCACUUUCUUGCCUUCUUGCCUUCUCUGUCUUUUCUGUAUAAUGAGUACCCUGGUAUUGCUAUGUCCCAGUCAUUUUUCUCAUUAUACCAUGUCUCAGUAACAGCGACUAAAUCUACAUCCUCAGUUGCCAUUAUUGCCACAAGUUCAUGGAUCUUAUUCCCUAAACUGCGAGCAUCUGUUGACAUGACUCUAAGCGUAUAAUUUUUUAACACACUUUUUACAGUUACUUUCUGUUUUUGUUUUGGGGGGCAAUUGGAUUGAUGUUUUAUCACCCUUUUGUCCCCUCCUCCUAGUUUAAAUACAUCCUAGCAAAACCUCUGAACUGCUCACUGAGAACAUUUGUUCCCUUUUGAGAAAGAUGCAAACCAUCUUUUUUUGUACAGCUUAUCCAUUCCAAACAGAGCUACUGUGAGAAACAAAGCCAAAUCCUUGCUCCCGACACCAUUCACCAAGCCACAAAUUAAAGUCCCUAAUACGCAUCCGCCUGUCGUUCUGAGUGUUAUGCACAGGCAGAACUUCAGAGAAUGACAGUGUGGAAGCAACCUGCCGUAUAUCAUUGGCAAAAACACAAAACCCUUCCUUUACCUCAGAAACCUCAUUGCAAGCCAAGUCAUUUGUCCCUAGAUGGACAAGUACAUCCAAUUCCCCUUCCUGCUUUGCUCCCUUAACAAUAUUACAGAUACGUCUCCUGUCUCUGUGAGACUAAAAUUCACUAUUUCCUUUGCAUAAUCCCUGUUUGAGUAAAAAAAAACAAAGGCAUUCUGGGUAAUAAGGUUUUGAAGAAUAGUUUGGUUUAAUCCCAUUUUCAUUAAAAAGUACAAGUCAGUGAAGGGGCUAUCCAAUCGAUAAAAGCUAUUUUGGUUAGAAUUACCCUUCCUUUCCAGGUUCCCCCAAACAUUAAAUAAAAAUAAAAUGCAAAAGUUCUCCCCUCAGCCCGAUCAUCUUUCGUGUCACGUCACACCCCCUCCUUAAGGUUAAGAUUGGCCGAUGGGAGGAAAUGGGCUUUUGGAUACCUGGCGCAUGUCCAAUAUGCACACUACCAAUAUUAUCCAGCCCAGAAAUCUUUAUCUGGGCUGGCUAAUGCCACGUCAGUGACACUGCGGGUGGGGUUACAUGUCUGGCAGCAAAGGGGUUAAAUCACUGAAGUGGUCAUGGUGCUUUGAGUAACCCUUUAAUUCUACUUCAGUCUUUAAAUUAUCAUAAAACAAUCCUUCAUAUUCAGAUACAAUAUAUUGGGAACACCUUGCUUAUUUUUUUGCACUGAUAAUAGAUCCCAGAAUGCUAAAAUAUCCAUCAAAGGGUUGCUUGGCCCUAGCAAUUUGGUCCACCCAUUGUAUACUUAAAAGAAAACUAUUAAUGAGCAUUAUCUUACCUGGAAUCAUGUGUUGAGCAAGCUCUCCUUGCUGCUCUUGCCCCGUUUGGGAAUAGAAGGUGGCUACGUCUGUUGCCAGUGCCGGUGGUGACAGAUGUAAUUUUUUUGCACAGAUUUAACAUUUUGAAUGAACAUUAGGCAGAAUUAACGUUAAUACAGUUCAGGGCUGCCUAAAAAGAAAGCAUAAAAUAUUACUUUCUUUAAACAUUUAUGUGUCAGGCAAUACUGCAUACUCAAGCAAUCAAAGGGUCAAUCCCAUCUUUAACAGCAUCGUAUAUUUGUGCUGUGUCCACAUUAAGUGUUAUCUUUUUAUAGCAGGCAACCAUAAAACACAUAUCACUGCGUUUUCUACUUCCUUUAUCUUCUACCGUUAAAUGCAAAAAAACCCCCAAAACACGAGGUCACGGACUGACGUUCACCGGAGAGAUUCUUUUUAAUGUUUUCCUUCUCAGGGAAUCAAUUUAAGCUACAAUUUUCCGUUGUUUAAUAUGAAACCGAAGAAAUGCGUUCAACGAAAUCAAAAUAAUGAGUUCCAACUGUGUAAUCCUAACUGCCUACAUCCAUAAAAAUUGAUAUUCAAGUCAUUGAAAGAUCUUAUCACAUCUAGUCUAACCUAUUCAACAUCUUUGGUGACAGAUCUUUAUCUCGUUGUAGUCAAUUAAAAUAAAACAAAAGACUGAAUGAAUAAUGGCACUUCGCCAUGUUAAAUGUAUACAAUGUGCCUCAACUAUCGCCAAUGAUUCUUUUAUCAUGUGGGCUCACAGACGGGGCUCUCAUGUGCCCUCAUUUCUUUCUGGAGACUUUGUUUAAAAGUAUCGCUGUGCUAGACUGAAAGACAACGGGUAGAAAUGUCAAUUGCUAUUGUAUUUCCCUGCAGUAGAGUGGUUUUGUUCUGUAAAAUUAAACCUACAUACAAACUGUACAGUGCUGCAAAAAUAUGCAGGUGCUUACGGGGAACUUGAAUCACCAUAACUGGUGUAGGUAAUUGUAGUGGUUAUGGUACAUCUAUGGGUACUGUCUGUCUUUUUAUUGUCAAAUAAAUGUAAAGCUGUUUCUAGACCCUCUGGAGCUGUACUCAUAAUGAGGAUAUUUUAAUUCUGUAUUAUCAAGUGUGAAUCCCUGUGCAUCCAGCCUCGUAUAAAGCUAAAACAGAACAGAUCACAUACAGAAACUGUUGCACAGAAAAGGCAAUGGGAGGGCCAGGAUCGGCUCUGUGAUCUCAGCCAUUUCCUGUUUGAAAAGGACCUCAGCAGAAGAAGAGAGCUCUGGGAAUGAGAUUCAAGGGCCAUAUUUAUGCAAUUUCUAUAUUUUAGUUUGCAUACAAUACAUAAUAAGAACAAUGAUGGAGACUCUUGGAGUGCUGACAUUACCUACAUCUGAAAGUGCUGUCGAGAUGAGUUGUGUAAUGCUAAAAGGGACACUAUAGUCACAAAAGCAGUUUUAGCUUAAUGAAGCGGUUUUGCUGUAUUGAUCAUGCCCUGUCUCACUGCUCAAUUCUCUGCCAUUCAAGAGUUAAAUUACUUUAUUUGUGCAGCACUCCAUGCUUGUAAUGUACACAGCCUUCCUAAACACUUCAGGAAAGAAUGGUUAAUAUCUUCCUCCUUUACUCUGUUAUAUCAGGACAAUCUGAAAAGAUAAUAAAACCAAGCUUCAGCAUAUCUCUGUAUAUAGUCCAAUUAUGGCUGAGCCUCAACGUAGCUAAAUAAAUACAUACGAGAUGUGAAUUAUGUAUAGCUGAGUGAGUGCAUCCUGUUCUGACAUCAACAUAAAUUGUGGCGUUUUAAGAGCUGUAGGCAACUGAACCCGAUCAAUAGCACCAAUAUCAAUUAUCCAUGUUUCCAUAAAUGAUAUAGGAAAUCUGAUUAGUUUCAUAACAAUGACACAUAUAAACUACGCUAACAACCCCUGUGGAGCAUUAUUAUUGUACUAAAGGCAGUAACAUGGAGCUUUGUCUAUUUGCCACGGACAGAAAUGGUAUUUAUAUUUUGAUACUCUUUAGGCACUACAGAACAUAUCAUGUCAUAAAUAAAAACACGAAGUGGAAAUUUAGCAAAGUAGCAAAAAACAGUGAUGGUCAAGGAAACAUCUAGCAUGAUGACCAUUGAUGACAUGGUAUAAUCCAUCAUCAGCGAGUCUCAUUGUGUUGCAGUUGCUAUGCAAUGUAAUAUAAAUUGAGUAAAUUUAAAAAAGAACUCUCGUGGUAAUAUUGUCUUCUCAAUAAAUAAAUAGUCCCUCAACAUUAUCAUUCUAAAAGAAUUCCCCCAUUUCUAUCUUAGCUGCCUGUGGGUUUUGAAUUUUCAGGUGCCCUAAAGAUAUGAACGUAAAAUCUUUAUGAAGUACUCAUACUGACUGCAUUGUAAUUUCAGGGAAAUUGGAAGCCAAUCUAAAGCUAUAAGUUAUAAGGCAAAGUAGGGACUAAUUUGUGGUAUGGGCAAAGCAAAAUUUGGCCAAAGUUGACAAAAGGCAGAGCUUUUGUGGUCCAUCUUUGUCAAUCUCCCUCAGGUACCACUAGAUACAGCUAUGGCAAAAGGCAUCUGUGUUAGAGUACAACAGAAGGAAGCUGACAAUGGAACUACAUCUACCAGAAAUGCUUGCUGUGCCCAUUAUGGCUGUCACCUUUUUUUUGUACAAAAAUACCAGCCAUGGUAAUUUGCAUAAUUAUUUAUAUGUGUGAUGUCAAUGGGCGUGAUGUCACCAUAUGUAACAUCACAAUAAGUGUUUGUAUUUGCCUGUAGGAUUUAUGCACAUAUACACAUGCACUGCCACAUACUGACACACACACACACACACACACACACACACACACACAAAUGGAGUGGCAAAACUAGCAAAUUGUAAUUUUGUUUAACAAUCAUUUGGUAGCCCACUACACUUGGACAUCACUGCACCAAUGCUGUGUAAUCCCAGACAUUAAAAUAUACUUGCAAUAAUUAAUCACUGGUACCCAAUUGAAAAUAAUCCCCUCUCUAUAUGGAGUCCACAUGAUGAUUAACUAGCCUUCACCAGACAUUGAAUGCAUAACCAAAUGCAUCUGCUGGGAUCAAAUACUGUGAGUUACCCAGAGCACAUCUCACAGAUUAAAUUGUAUCACAAACAGCCUGAUUCCCUCUAAUUAACAUUUAAACCCAAUAAAACCCAUGGCAGGCUGAGCCUGAGUACAGGACUAUGACACAGACAUACAUAAGAAAGGAUCAGAAUGUUGGUCAAGCUAUGAUUUGCUAUUAUGAUAACAGUGAUACCUGCAGUAUAUGUUACAAUACUAUCACAGUUAUGUCCUUAUUACCAAUCUCCUCCUCCCUGGUCCUGACCUGCUACACUUCACACAGCAGCUCCUUCUCUUAUUAUUGGCCGGUGUUCGGGGUUGCUUGGAAAACAGCAUCAGAGUAGACAACCGGCAUUGCGAAUACAGCCAAGGCGUUCAAGAGUCAGGUAGGGGAGCUGGAAGCAUGGGAAACAGUAGGGAUCAAUCACACAGACAGCUGGGCUGCUUUAUAAACAGAAAACACCCUGCUUGUUGUUGCUAGCAAAAAAUACUUGCAAUUGUAUUGCCGAUAUUAAUGAUAUACCGGUACCGGCUGGACAGCUUCAGAUACCGGCUUUGUCAGUAACAUACCAGCCGGGUAUCAACCCUACUGUCCAUAAAUUAUUGCCGUCACCAACCCUAUAGAAAAUGAGGCUAGCACAAUUGGCUAAGUCAAGUAGUAAUUUGUUGCAGGUUCACUGCAGAAGAUGCCAAAACUAGGGUUUUGCAGAAAAUAAAGAUAUUUUAAAUGAAAGCAUCUUUAUUUUUAAUUAAUUGCUUUUGCAUAUCUAUAUAAUGACUUGUGAAGAAAGAAUAGGUCCAUAUCCACCUGGAGCUUCCUUUCUAAUGAAAAAACUAAAAUAUGAAUGUGGCAUUGAACCAGCUACAUUUUCUUCGACUUUGAUGCAUCCAUCACUAAGGCCAAGGAGAUUUGAUACAGACACAUGUUGUAGCAGGCACCAGUAUAUCAACAUUACAGAUCAGAGUAGAGAUUUAUACCAUUUAUACAGGUAGCGCCAGGAAAAAUACUCCAAACACAAUAGUAUAUAACAAUAAGAAAAAUAAAAUCAAUAAGAGCAAUAAAAAACCCACAGGAUAUAAAAAGAGUCCACAAUAAAACUUAAAAGAAUAAAAAAUACCAUAUGGUACGGCACAGACUCAAAGGGGGCAACAGAUCCUCUAGUCCUGUUGUGGGAAUUUCUUGAUAGCUUCGCUUAAUAGCAGAAUAUGAAAAGGAAGCAAAAACAGAGGCAAACCAAUAGUGCCAUAUUGUAGUACGUGGUAGGACAAACAACACUUAGAUAAGAUGUCAACUCACAUAUGGUAGAGCUAUAACCAUCUCUAGGUAAAACAGCAUGCAGUGGAUACAAUCCCCAGGGUAUCCCUCUGGUUUUGGUACACAGUAAAAUAAUGGUAACUCACAACUGGAUAACGAUGAGGUAGGUCAUAUGGAAUGACAAAAAGGCAGCAAAUAGUGCUCUCUAUAUAGAUAGUAAGUAUCAAUAAGGUAAAUAAAAAUAUACUUACAAUAGAGUGAGCAGACUAACCGCUCUAUGGAUCAAGCCUGGGUGGUAUAAUCCCCACCAAGGAUUUCUUUGGUUGAUUUUACACAAUAGGUAAUGGGUCCAGAUGUCAGAUAAAAGAAUAAAAAUAAAUAAUAAUUUAUUAUUAUAAAAGCAUAAAAAAGCAUAAAAACCACAAUUUUACCAUCAGUCUACUGUGUACCAAAACCAGAGGGAUAUCCUGCAAGUGGGGAUUGUAUACCACUGCAUGCUGUUUUACCUAGAGCUGGUUAUAGCUCUACCAUAUGUGAGUUGACAUCUUAUCUAAGUGUUGUUUGCCCUACCACGUACUACCAUAUUGCACUAUUGGUUUGCCUCUGUUUUUUCUUCCUUUUCAUAUACUGCUAUUAAGCUAAGCUACCAUGAAAGUCCCAUAGCAGGACUAGAAGAUCUAUUGCCACCUUUGAGACUGUGCCGCACCAUUUGGUAUUUUAUAGUCUUUCAAGUUUUAUUUUGGACUCUUUUUAUAUCCUGUGGGUUUUUUAUUGCUCUUAUUGCUUUUAUGGCUCUUAUUAUUAUAUACUAUUGUGUUUGGAGUAUUUUUCUUGGUGCUACAUGUUUAUUGUUGUUUGACCUGUUCUGGUUUUAUGGGGGUUGGAGGGAUUUCCCUAUUAUCAGGUGUGCUGCCUCCCACCCUAGUGUUCUUAGUUUCUUUAGCGCUGCUCUAUUCCUUGUUCAGUUUUGUAUCUUUUUUGAUACAGAACAUGAACCUGGUGAAUAAAUGAAUGGCUAAAUCUUUAGAUUUAAUAGCAGAAAGUAGAAACAAAGAGCUUUAUAUAAAGCUUAUGAUUAUCAGAUAAACCACAGGUGCGUUAGUUGGGCUAAGGAUAUAAUGGAAACUAAUUAGCCACCUUGUUCUUAUUAGUCAAAUGAGAAUCCUACCGAUCACAGCUAUUUUACACUGUUCUCUAGGGCCAAUCUGUUUCCAGAGCAUUGCUUUCUCUAAUUAACCAAACAAGAUAAUAUAUCACUAAGGAAAAGCAAUGGAAAUGCGGGGUUGAUUUUGGAUUCCCUGAGUCAGAUAAAAAUAGGAAGAAAGGUUCAAACAGAGCAAUUUGUGGGCUCCUGCAGGUUACAAUCUAAUUUCUUGUCUACUGUUUGCAGACUGCAGAAAAAGCCUGGUGUUAGUGGUCACUUCCUCAAAAUCAUCCUCUACAAGUGUUUAUGUUUAUAUGUCUAUAGAAAGAGUGAAUGUGACAGUUAUUAUACUAAGGGGUCUGCUCACAAGACAUGAAUAUUUGACUUUUUAAUAACAUUUAAUUUAACAAACCUUGAAUCAGCUGGAUUAAGAUCAGUUUCAUCUUGGUCCAAAUCAGAGUUAUUUACUGACAGCUAAAUCAAAAGUAGAAAUGCCCCAGUUGCUCUAUGUUGAUAUUAGCAACUUGCCUAGUGAGGGCCUUUACACACUGCUUCUACUAAAGGAGGUACUGGAACACAACACAACACACAGCUUAUUUUACUACUUGGCUUAUAAAAUCAUUUUACUCUGUAGUAAUAACUUAAAUAUGUCUCAUCACAGCCACCCUAUUUUAAAUAGUAGAGUAGUGUUCCCCACUGUUGUUUCCAAAAGGAGGCAAGAGACAGUCAUUAGGAGAGCCACAUUUACUGUAAAUCCUUGUGGGAUACUUGCCCUUAUCCCCUGGUAUCCCUCGUCUUUAAUCCCCCUUACCAUACUUGUAUCCCUUGCUUAUAUCCCCUUGGUAUCCAACACCCAAUAUCCUCCCUUACUUUAUGUCUUCUAUCUAUGUUCCCCUUGUACCACUACCUCCCCAUAUUCUUUGCAUCAUUUACCACCACCAUGCUGCUUUUCUACCUCCGAGUCUAUCGUUCUAUCUCUGUUGUGUGUGCCUCCUCCUUAACUUCCCUAAUCCAUCUCACCUAACCUCAUUGUAGCUCAUGGGUCAGAGAGAGAAAAGCAAUGCCAUCUCCUCUCUUUUAACUCAGCAUAUUCAGCCUACACUGUAAGUGGUGAGAGGGUGGGCUAUGAUGUUAAGUUUCCUUUCACUCAUCGAGGAAAUGGAACAACUUAUCUGCAAUGCUUGGAGAAGGGUGCUACAUCUUCACUCGGCUAUCACCCAGGGUAGAACACACUCUUCAUUAAUGUGCAUCGGUUGUCUAAUUUAGCUUAUUGCUCAGCAAGCUGCAGUGAGGGACAAUGCUUUAGAGCAGGGAUAGCCAACCUUCAGCACUCCAAAGGAUAUGGACUUCCUCUCCCAUAAUGCAGUCAUAAUGUUUGCAAAGUAUCAGGGGAGACAUAGUCCACAAAAUCUAGAGCAGUGCUUUUUAACCUUUUCUCAUCCAAGGCCCACCACAGCUCUUCCCAGAAUUCCAUGGGACACCACAAACAAAAUAUAUAUAUAACAAGUAGGGUGGGAGAGAGGAUAGAAAAGGGGGGGGAGGAGGUGUCAAAGAAUAGGAGCUAAAUAAGUAGAGGAGAGAGGCUCCAAAAGAUAGAAAAAGUGAGGGAACAGACUAUAGGUAGGACAGACUACAGGAAUCAUUAAGAUAUGCCGCCAAACAAACUGGGAUGUAGGUUAUAAUAUGACCUAACCUCCUGAACCAAACAAGGCAACCAGGGGGAGAGUGGGAGGUGUCAUGAGUCGUACUGCCCACACAGCACUUUACAAAGGGUUGCAGUGACCCCACAGCACUUGCCACAGGGUCUCCAUGUACCAGCACACUUGCUUCUUCUUCUUGAGCGGGUGGCGGCACAUCCGGCACUGCUCUCAGCAACCACGCGGCAAAGACAGUGCUGUGGCACAAUGGUUGCAGAGCACUGAUCUAGAGUGACAAAGUUUACCUACCCCUGCUUUAUGGUCAAACCAGCCUUUGAAAACAGCAUGUAUUCUUGAUGACACAGUUUUAAGAAACACUCUGAGCAGCAUGCUGUAGUGGUUGUGGUACCAGGUGUUCCCUGGCUCCCAUCCAGCGUAAGUCGUCAAACCAUUUAGGAAUGGUUACUAGGGUUCUCCUGGGCAUUACUCCACGCCUCCUCUUUUCCAGAAUGAGAGCCAGUCCUGCAUUUGCUGCACAAUUAGUAUAAGACUGGCCACACACUAUUAACUCUGUAUAAACCAUUUAAAGGUGUAUUAUCUCCAUUUGCAUUAAUGGAUUAAAAAUUGACUUCUUUUGUCUGUCAGGUGGUUUAAUGAACGUUUAAUUGUGAAGUCAGACAGAUUGUCAUAUUUUGUGUUGUUCUAGGCCUGGCGCUAAGCUUUAAAUAAUACACAGAGGUAAUAUCAUCAACAGCUGGGGUUUUUUUUUUUGUCCAGUGAUGAUGUUUAAUCCAAAUCCAGCAUGUUUAACAAUGUAAUGCAAGGAAUAGCGGAAAUUACAUCUCCUUCAAUUCUCUGAAAGAUCAGCAAUGUUAUUUUAUUUUGAUAGUAAUCCAUUAAACAAAAUCAAAGUAAAAAGGGAACUUGAAGUUGACAGUAGAACAAGCUGAACUAUUUUAGUAUUCUGAAGGUGUAUUCCAUAAUAGAUGGAGUGCAACUCCCAGAAAGUGAUAAUAUCCAUCUAGUUCUGUAUUUCUGGAGCAAAAAUGGGACAACUGAAGGAAGGCAUGGGUGUGAGUUUCUGGAAGAUGCCUUUAAUAUAAUUUCACUUCGUUUGCUGAUUUUUCUGCAAAGGCAAAGCCAAAUGCAAAUAUCAGGUAGAGAAAGCGGAAAGCAGUGUAUGUCUAAAUUAGAUAUACAAAAACAAUGCCCCAUCAGUUAAAAUGUUAAAGGAUUACUUCAAACGCAAAGCACUUCAGCUUGCCGUAUGGAGCGUGCCUUUCAUUUCUAAUCUAUAUAAGUGUCAAUUUCAAUAUAAAUUACUGAACUAACAGAAGCAAGCGGCAGGCAUGCUUGGCGAGAGCGUGCCUUCCAAUACUUCUCAACAGCGUGAAUAAAAGCUUGUGUGCACAACUUGACCACAGAGACUUCUCAAUGAGGUCUUAAAGACUGCGUGAAGGAAAAGAAGCCAAAAAUAAUAUGCAUGUUUUCUUUGUGGGUAUAUCUACUAAAAUACAUAGAAACAGCAAAAAGAUAACACUCUCAGGACUUGCAAAGUAAAAUAAAACUUAACUUUUAAUGUCCGAGGUAAAAGAUUGACGUUUCAGUUUGUCUUGCAAACUUUCAUCAGGAAAUAUAUAUUUUACAUUGGAGUGUUCUUUUAACAUACUUUCUAUCCUUUCCAUCUCCAACCCUCUGUAACAGCUUUACUGCUUCUUCUUCAAUUGUGUCAUAUAACAAAGAUCUCACUUUAUUGUAACCUUGCAAUCUACUUUCCCUAUGUAUGUAAUACAUUUUAUCUUUUGUGUAAUUAUACCCUACUCUCCUUUGAUUGUAAGCUUCUUUGAACACGGCCCUCAACACUUUCUUUUCCCAUAUGUCUAGCUUGUCUUGUUGGAACUACUUGUUUGCUAGAUUAUCUGUUGUAUAGUGCGGUGGCAUAUGUAGGUGCUUUAUAAAUAAUAAUAAUUAUGAUAUGAAUAAGGACAAUUUUAUAUCCUAAAUGGCCACAUGGUGGCAGCAAUAGCUGGAACAUGUCAAAAAAAGACUGCAUAAGAUUUCUAUAAAAGAGGAUAUUUCUUUUCCACUGACAUAAGAAGGCAGGAUGGAGAAUAUUUAUGUUUUUUUCGGGUCCAAUUAAUGCUGCUAACACAUAUUUGACUCUUUAUACAGCUUCAAUGGUUUUGUUGAACGGGAAGUACAUGAGUUGCGGUCCUCUUGUUGAGUCUGAGGGAGAAACCCUUGACCUUUUACAUCUCCACUGUAGCUGAACCUGGAGGAAUUAUAUGAUAAUAAGGAUGUGCAGUGGGGAGGGAACUGGAAUGAAAGAUCCAUGGAAUUGUGAGCACAGAUCUUAUUGUCCCCCUGUAAAACCACCCCUUACUUUGAGGCCUGGUUUCAGCUGGACUCCAUAUGUUUCAUGUCACUGUUGCUCAAUGGUAUUGUGUACUUAAUACCACUAAAUGUCAUCUAACUGAUUAAGCAACAACACCUUUUAGAGUGUGAUGGUUAGCUUAAACGUUUUUUUUCUCCUUACUGUUUCUCCUUUUAAUCAUUCUUCUCCUUGUUCACUGAUACAAUAGCCGCCAUCUUUUUAAAAUUUAUUUAUAUAUCUGCCAGCCACAUAUUGUCUCCUUUGAUCCCCCAACCAACCCCAUCUCUAUUAUUUCACUUUCCUCCCACAUCUCUAGGUAAGAAACAUGUUGUCUCCACCUGUAUAGUAGAGAUUGCAGUCCAAUUCCAUUCCUUAAACAGAGGGAGAAGGAUGAUGUGACACCAGGGGUCAUGGGGUCAUGCACAUAAUAGCAGGUCAGGUGUGUUGAAGGUAGACCACAUAUGAAGUUGUGCGUGGGCUGUUUGAGGUAACCCAGCUGUUCACUGAACUGGUACUACAUGCUAUUCACUACUUGGACCAUUGGGAGCAGACAUGCCAUCAGUAUGAUUUCUAUAAACAAAAUGUGUGGCACAAUAAGUGGAUGUCAUCUUCCUAUCACUAAGACACCCGCUCAUCCAAAUGCCCCUGGGUCCAAUAGACUUUCUAAGACUCCCCAGCUGUGAUUAGCACACAUUUAAUGCUGUAUUCAUUACAUUAUUAUAUAAUGCAUCAUUUUCAACGGUAAUAUUUGUCUAUUUUAUUUAUUUAAAUAAUCCAAAGAUUGAUCUGUUUGACCAGGAAUGUCAAUCUGUUUUGUUUUUUUCUUUACGAGUCACAGAAUUCUCAGCCAGCCAGUGACUGGGAAAUGUAUCCAAAAACAGUUUCAGUGCCAAGAUUGGACAGUAAACCAUCUGCUUUAGAUGGAAACUCAUUUAACCAAUCCCUUCAUCAUCUCUGCAGGCCAUCACUUUUUUAUUUUAGUAAUAAUUGUUUUACCAUUAAUCCAAAACUCAAAAAAAGCUAGCAGCACAUCUCUUAAACUGUUACCAUAGUAAUAGUUUAGCAAAGCACAUUUUACUGUCUAAGAGGAACAUUGCCUGAACAAAGCCAUCAGAAUUAUCAGAAAACACACCUUGUUGAGCAGCAUUUUUGUUUCAGAUUCAGAGUUUGUUUUCAGAUUAAGUUCAUGAUAAAUAAGAUUUUAUUUGAAUUCAUUUUAGUUUUUCCGCUGUGUGCCAUUACUUGCUUUGACGCCUGGACAUGCAAAUAUUCCAAAAAUGCGAUCCUUCGUUUUCUUGCCAUUUAUAAGGCGCCUAUAAACCCAGAGGCAGGGGAGGGCUAUUGUUAAGAAAACUUCACCUUGAGUACCCUCUGGCAAAAUUAAAAUGUGGGCCCUUGGAUCCAGGAUGGAUUCACAAGGAGUAAAAAGGUGGUCAGACUCAAUUCUUUUAUUUGUAGUACAGUUAAAGCAUAGUCUCAAGUCUCUGCAGUCCUGUCUCCAGCAAACCCCUGUUUUAUGUAUUAUAUACAUAAUAAAUGACAAUAUUCAAAAACAUAAGGGCACACAUUUACAUCGAGUGAGCUCUCACUAAACCAGGAAGUGGCUCAGCUGACCUGGAUGGUUCCAUUUUGUUUAAUUUAAAACAUAAGUUUAACUUACAGGGUUUCAAAGUCAGGGGUCCUUCUUGCUCAAUAAAGUAUCAUUGUGCAACUACCUACUGUACCUUUGUAGGACUAAAAUAUUUAAUUAUCUGUCCCUCUUUUGUAACGUAAUGUCCCUCUUUUCUAAGAGCUACAAGUUCUGGAAGUUUACUUGUGUACAACUCAUCUCCCUGGCGAUUGUACUGACAAUAAUGAGUCUCUGAACUACAGUGAAAGUCUUUACUUUGUGAAAAGAAAUUACUUUAGUUUUGUUCAAAAAUACCUUUUCUGUUCCAUAAAUAUUUAAUGAAUAAAUGUUUUAUUCAAUAGUGUAAUUUCCACACAAGUGAUCUCUCCCCUUUAAGCAUCUGAAAACAAAUCUUGGGCUUCCACUAAAUUUGAUUAACCCUGAUUUUCAACUUGAAUCUGACACAUUUGGCGACAAAUGCUAAAUUUCAUGGAGAAGUUGAACUCAGAAUUCCCAAUCAAAUCACAUGACAUUGAAAGGAACUCAGCACUGAGUUUAAUAAAUCAAAAUAAUGUUUUCCACGAUCUUCAUCCUCACUAAUUGGAGUUGCACUGAAACUAAUCUGUUUUUAAGCUAUUUGAUGUGUUAGCUAAAACUGUAAAGCCAGGGAGUGCAUCGAUUUAUGAGCUUUAAUAAUAGAUACAAUCUAUCCACCCUGCCGACAUGAAUGCAAUAUUUGGCAACAGUUACAAAUGAAAAAAGGGAUUACCGUAAACGAAGGCCUCUUAGGGUUAAUGUGAUUUGCUAGAUUGUAAACUCAUGGGCAGGGUCUUCUGUUCCGUUUGUAUCAGUAUAUGUUCAUUAUUUGUAUUCUCACUUAUGUCCAGUGCUGUGCAAUAUGUUGACGCUAUAUAAAUACCAAAAAAAAAUCAUAAUAAAAUGUGAUGAAUAAAAUUAGAUAGAAGCUUAGAAUGUCUCGUAUACUGCAUCCUAAUAAAUCCUUUCUUUUCUAUCUUGCAGCAUGGAACAUGAAGCUGCACAGCUGGAGAAGCAACAUGUCCACAGCGUCUACGAGAGCACCGCUCCUUACUUUAAUGAAGUGCAAAGUAAGGCUUGGCCCAAGGUCCGUCAAUUCCUUUUGGAGCAAGAGCCUGGCAGUCUCAUUGUGGAUAUAGGUAUGAUAUAUUAAUUCUGAAUGAUUGUAACGUUCCCUGCUUGCUGUAUGUCUGGAAGGAUAUUAGAACUCUUUGAACUUUGAGCUACAUGUGGAUGAACAAUGAUUUUAAAUGCUAGUUUGAAAUUCAAAGUGUAGAAGAUAAAAACAGUAAUCUUACUAUACGGCAGCUAAUGUUUCAGAUUUAGCUUUUAACCUUUUCAUUGGUGUGCGCAAGUAGUGUUAAAAGUGUGCUGAAACAUCGUAAAGCUCAGACAAGUUGUCCUAAUCUUCCACGUAUGUGGCUAUCUUACUUUUGAGUCAUUUGGGGUUAAUUUGUUUUUUUUUUUGGUUGAAGAAAAUCAUCAUGGCAGUUAGUCACAGAGCUGAUGACCACUACAGAAACUAUGUUUUUUCUGUGUCUCAUAUUUUGAAAGAUUGCUUUUCCAACUAUAACAUAAUUGUUAAAGCAGAUGUGUCAGCUUCGGAGGUCUUUGCAUAUUUACAAAAAAAUACCAAAACAGACAGAUCCGAUGUGGGUCUGGUUGCCACCAGGUGCUGGGGAGGGGUGAUUUGUUAACCUCUGGAUGUCCCUCAUGGCUGCAACCAUCUUCAUAGCACAGGUCUCUUUGGCUCCUGCCGCUUUAGCAUGCGCAAGAGUACAACACUAAGGUCUAGGCAGAGCCUAAUUCUCACAGUCAUCAAUGGUCACAGCUGCUGGGAUUGGACAAAGAUUAACAGUGGACGUUCUCUUUUUGUCAAACUCAAGCUUUACCAUAGGACAAAAUAGUUCCUACUUAGUCUUAUGAUUACUUUGGGUUGUGUUGGAAUUUCAGUGAAAAUCCAACACAGCCUUAAAGGGACACUAUAGGCACCCAAACACAGCCUUAAAGGGACACUAUAGGCACCCAAACCACUUCAGCUCAUUAAAGUGGUGGUGUCCCUAUUGCACUUAGUGCUGCAAUGUUAAACAUCCACUGGAGGUGCUUCCUGCAUCCAAAUGGACCUUUGGUCAUAGUUUCUGAUGCUGGAUGUCCUCACGCUCUGCAUGAGGUCAUCCAGCGUCAGAUUUUUCCCUAUAGGAUUUCAGUGUUUUCCUAUGGGGACGUCUAAAACUCUACUGUUUCAAUUAGAUUUCAAACAGCAGAGCAUUUUGCUGUGCACGAACAGUAGCCUUCCAGUGCUUUCCUAUGAUGAACAAAGAGGCAGAGUGGCACACCAGAGACCAGCACUGCGCAGGAGAAACAGCGAGUGAACUCACUUUUUUUAACCCUUGCAGCACUGGCCCAGUCACCCAAAAGGCGACUAAGACACUAUAGUGUUAGGACACUAUAGUGAUUCUUUAAUUGAAAUAUGCUCAGUAAACUUUACAUUUGUUUAAUCACAAAGCUUGUCCUUUAUGAUUGAGAAUUAAUUUAGUUUUUUUAUAUAAUAAUAAAAAAAUAAAAAUAAUAAAAAAUGAUAUUCAGCCCAUAUAAAUACCAAUAGGAUGGAUGUUUGACCAUUUUCAAGAGCCUCUUUUUGUCACAUCUACUAUAUGUGACAGAAAUAGCAUUUAUGUUCGAAAUAAUGUCAAACCAGGCAUACGUAUAAUGUUUAAAUGUUUAAAACUCUUCAUCCCACCAAUAUUUAUGUAAAGGAUGAAUGAAUGAAUAAAAAAACAAAUUUUCUAAAUUUAUAUUGGCUUGAUUUAUUUUUCUAGCAACUUAUACAUAAAAUUGCAGUUUUAUAUUACAUUUAUUUGCUGUGCAUCCGUUUUUUCAAAGAAAUGUUAUGGUGUUAUUGAGGACAUCGUUGUCCCUUUUAUUAAGUGUAAUAUAGCUAAACCAUGUCUCAGAGAAGUAAUUAUUCUCCUACUCAAUGGUAUAGUUCAUCUGUUAACGAAGGAUUAUCUGUGUAAUUGGGUUAACCUUCUCCACCUCUUGUAAUAUCCUGUAAAUGUUUGCUUGGAUCAUUUCUAUGCUUGAAGUACUAACAAUAUAAUAAAUAUACCUAGUGUACUUUUUUUUUUAUAUAUAUAUAACUUCUGUCCAUAAAGCAAAAUCAUUUUUCUUCUUGCAGGUUGUGGCACUGGGAAAUACCUCGAUGUGAAUAGUGAGAUAUACAAUUUAGGCUGUGAUUACUGUAAGCCUCUAGUGGACAUUGCAAAGAAUAACAAAGUUGAAGUCAUGGUGUGUGAUAACCUCAAUUUACCCUUUAGAGACAAAUGCUUUGACACAGCGAUCUCUAUCGGAGGUAAGGUGUACCCACCUAAUCAUUACAAUACAAGAUUCUUUUAAUUGACCCCGUAGUUAAAUGAAAAGUAUUGGUAAAAUACAAAAUGUAUAAAAAGUGUCAUAAUAUGUGAUGUACAACGCCUAAUAACAGUAAAUGUUAUCUAAUUUAGGUGAAUGGGAACAAGAAAUGAUGAGGGUCAUGUUGGAUUUAGCUUAAAUGUAACCCUUGAGAAUGAAGGCUUAAUAUUAGAUACAUAGAAUACUGUAGUUUUGUCAUCACCAGUAGGAAAUCAAAUGUAGGAAAAGUGAUGCUUUACCUUUAAUUACCCUUACAUUUAAAAAGAUAUUUCUGAAAAUUCUAAAAGUGUUUUCAGAUUAAUAUAUCAGCUUUAUGUCUAUAUUAUAAAAAUACAAUAUAAAAUCUGUAGGGUUACAUUAUUUCUGCAUCUUGUGCUUAAAUUUUUACUUAGAACACAAGACAGAGUAAAUAGCUGCUAAUGUAGUCGUUGAAUUGAAGUGGUUAAUAUUUUUCCUGUGUGUCAUAUUGAAAAUCUCAUUUUAGCAGCUGUUCUCUCUGUAUCUGGGGCAGUUUUAAAUAGCAUCCUUGCUCUAAUAAAAAAAAAUAACAACCUGAACUCUGUUCACUUCUCUUCCUAGUGAUUCAUCAUUUUUCCACUAAGCAAAGAAGAAUCCGAGCAAUAAAAGAGAUGGCAAGAAUUUUGCUUCCAGGAGGUCAAAUUAUGCUCUAUGUUUGGGCAAUGGAACAAAAGAGCCGCAGGUUUGAAAAGCAGGAUGUAUUUGUACCCUGGAACAAAGCAUUGCUGUCUCGACAACCCUCUGAAACCAACCAGUCUGAAAAUAAAAUGAACACUACUUCUAAAAUGAAACUUCAUGAUGUGGCCCCAAAGCAAAUGGAUGUUUCUGAAACAAUUAAUGUAAGUAGCUUUAGGCCAACCCAUCUUUCUAAGCAAUCCAACAAUGCAAAAAGUUGCAUACCAGCAGAAACAUGCUGCCUAAAGUUUCCUAAUGAUGAAAACAGACUGUAUAGUUCUAUAGGACGUUCUCUCCGUUCAUGGUUUAUCUCUCGUUCCCUUGAUGAAUCCACAUUGAGAAGGCAAAUUGAUAAAAUGAAGUGUCUUAGCCCCGUCAGUGGGUGGACAAGUGGCACCAUAUCUGUUCAGCCUUCAAGGCACUGUAGCCUCGACCUUGGUCAUCAGAGAUUGUUAUUAAAAGAGCACAAUGUAGACGAUGAUGAUGUAUUUCUGAAAAAUGAAUCACAAGGAAAAUCUGAGUGGGUGAUAGCCUUAAACAAUAAGCAACAUGAAAAUGGAAGAACGUGUGGACUUGUUCCAGACGGUGCAGAACAGACUCCGUUUUCUGAUGAAGCUAGGUACUGCACUUGUAUAUGCAACAAUGAAAAAGACAACACAAAACAAAACAAAGUAUUAAAAAGAACUUCGACUACAGAGUCAAAUGAAUCUGUUUUAGAUGAAACUGUAGCAGCUAAUGAUCAGGAAACGUAUAAUUUUGACUCAGAAGCAUACAUGAGAUAUUAUCACGUAUUUCGUGAAGGGGAACUCAGCAACCUUAUAGAAACGGACGUGCCAGAGCUUCGAGUUAUUAGUUCAUGUUUCGACCAUGGAAAUUGGUGCAUAAUUGCACAAAAGAAUUAAUUCCUUUUCCUCCCUCGUGUUUAAUGUGUUGUAACUUGAAAAGCAAAAAGUACCUCGAGGUAACAAAUAAGAAAUGCAAUACCUUUGUUUAAAAGUGUAUAUUUAUUUUUUUAUUUAUGAAGAGAUUGACAUAUAGUUUUUGUUAUUUAUUUAAAAUGUGUUACAUUGGGUUCUGUGUAUAAACUUGACAGUACUUGACAAAAAAAAAAAAAGAAACUGGAAUAUUGCUGUAUGAGGAAGAGUAGGAUAACAUGGUUACACACAGCUUUGUUAUGCAAAAAAAGGACAUGGAUUCCUUGUCGCAACAUAAAACAAAUACUUAUAUUGAAGGAACAGGUUGAUAUAACCUGUGAUUUAUAUUUUCUUUUACGUCUAGAUUUAAAGGAUGAGUUUUUUAUUGCAGUUUGUUUAUGAUACUUACUAUAUUUUUUAACAGAAAUUAAGAAUCAUAGCAAUACUAUUUGCCAUCUUAUGAUCGUAUAUCUAAAACAUGGAUAUAGUGCUUUUGGGAUAGUCAAUUGGGAUAGAACAGUUUUAGUUAUAUCAACAGCCGUUCAAGACCUUUAUUGUCUGACAGGUUUAGUAGGGGAGUGUAAUAUUUGUUCCUCCUUUGUAUAUAAAUAUAUUGGCAAUUAUCUAUAAAUAGUGUUUUGUUCGGAAAAGUGCUUCAAACUACUAAAAGUGGAGCAAUCACCAUGGAAACCAGUGAAACCAGCAAGCACAUUCCAUUGGCGAUUCCUCUUAUUUUUACAUCUUUGCAGCAUUUUUAAGAACACAACACUUUUUACAUGUAACCCCUAUGUACUUUUCCUGAUAGAUCUUGCUGCUAUAACAUACCAGGUAAACCUUUUUUUACAGGUUUUUUUUUAUUCCACGGUAUGUGAGAGAGAAUGCUUUAGAUAUUGCAGUCCUUCUGCACCUCACAGGUAACACCACUGAGGGGCACUGUCAGCUUCUGAAGGACAUAGUGGAACUCUAUCAUAUCUAUGUACAGUGUUUUCUGUACAGUGUUUUCAUGGUCUCCAUGACACAUAUCUAAAUGUCGCAUUUCCCUUUUUAUUCAUGAUUUUAAACCUUUCUGAUAUUUCUCUCAUCAUUUCCGUUUUGCUUUCUUCAUAUUUAGGUUGUAUUCAGUAAAACACAGAAUUGUAAUUAAAUUAAAAUUGAUUUGCAAAAAAUUGGGAAAGUAGCUGAUUUGUAACCCUCCACCCAACUGCAAGGCAGCUAUAUUGUAAAAUCUUGAGUAUUUUAGCCCAAAUAUUUCAAAAUGGUUUUCAAUUCACAGAAAUGUUGUGAAUUUAACCAGUUUGUGUUUUCCAUACUAAAUUCCUCUCUACCCACACCCCUCAUGAAUAACCACAUUCUAUCCUGUUCAUUUCAACCUUCAUUUGUAUCACAUAUAUCUGCUGCCCUCAAUAUAUCACCCAAUCUGUAUAAGUUUAUACUUUAUGGGGCUUAUUUAUCAAACAGAUUUAUUUACUAAAGUGAAAAUUCAAAGUAAAUUGAAAGUGAAUUUCCAAUUUAGGGUCAAAAGAGUCACGUUUAAUUCUCACUUCUGUGAAUGAACCUGAAAUUCUUCUGAAGAGUGAUGGGAAAAUUAUUUUAAUCAUAUUUAUUAAAAUGUUCUGCAAAUAAUUAAAAAAAGGAACGUUUUUUAACUACUAAAUUCCGUCAGUUUUCACAGACAUUUUCGUUUCAAAAGACCGACAAAAAAAA
Messenger RNA from Pelobates cultripes (western spadefoot toad), 28187 nucleotides. Lineage: Eukaryota; Metazoa; Chordata; Amphibia; Anura; Pelobatidae. The record is from the annotation of a GenBank genome assembly.